Messenger RNA from Penicillium lagena, 2214 nucleotides. RefSeq lists its product as uncharacterized. NCBI's taxonomy places the organism in Eukaryota, Fungi, Ascomycota, Eurotiomycetes, Eurotiales, Aspergillaceae. The record is from RefSeq and is a predicted model, not a curated record. Gene Ontology annotation, molecular function: molecular adaptor activity; GTP binding; GTPase activity. Gene Ontology annotation, biological process: cytoskeleton-dependent cytokinesis. The transcript has 3 exons. The coding region runs from base 1 to 2214 and encodes 737 amino acids. Gene Ontology annotation, cellular component: septin complex; microtubule cytoskeleton; septin ring.
AUGCGCCCGCCUGUCUCUGACCUGCCGGCCUUUGACCGCAAGCCAUCCUUCGAUCGCGCUCUAUCGCCAUCCCCAGAUCCCCGCACUGCCGUCCCCGCGACCUUCUUCUUGUCCCGCAGUCCACAUGCCUCAGAUCCCGGAUCCCCUCCGUUUCCCCCUGACGAUACCGAGUCUUUCAGGGAGAGUAUGUAUGGCGUUCAUAGCCUAGAUGAGACCCUGUCGCACGCCGGGCUGGUCGGAUCUCCACAUUUAUCACCCCGCGACCCACCUGCGGAGUUCAAGGGCGACCACCAACAACAGGAGGCGGAUGAAGAUGACAUGGACGAAUGUCUAAUGUCGCGGCGACGGUCAACGAUCAAGCCGGUUGACUCUGGUCUUCAAAAAUCACCUCCCCGGCCACGGGGCUCCGACACGGCCUCCCGCCCUCUGACCCCGCUCAACUUAAGCAACCCCGAUGAGCCCUCGUCGCUACCCAGCAGCCCCAAAUCGAUUUCCAACCAGUCGCUGCGACCACUCGAUGACAUGUCUAUCACCGAUGAAACAACCAGCCAGGUCAUCAUGUCGGGGGAUGAGGACGAGGGACCCCGGCUCGGCGUAUCCCCGCGCCCCACUCCUGGUGUUUCCCAGUUGAUUAUGCCGAGUAUCAGAAUGCCCAGCCGACGACCCUUCACAGAACGAGGGAAAGACAUGGGCCGAUUUAAGAUGCUGUUGGCUGGCGCUCCUGGCUCGGGGAAAACUUCUUUGAUCAAAUCGAUUGUUCAAGCCUGCGAGGACAUUGUACAUGUCGAUUCGCUUCCCGUGAGUACUUCAUCGCAGCAUCGCCGAUCGUCGCGAGUUCAUUCCGGAGGCAUACCCGGUCAGGGAAUGCCAACCACCACCACUGAAAUCUAUGCAAGCACUAAACCGUAUCCCUGCUGGUGGUCUGAUCUGGAGGACUCGCGGGUCCUGCGACGACGGAAAAGCAUUGACGAAAUUGUGCUUGAGCGGAAUCUCUGCUUCAUCGACACACCUACAACCUCGCUGAGCCGUGCUGGACAGACCGAUGCCAUUGUGCAAUAUAUGCGUCAACAGUUGCUUCGUGCGACUACCGCCCUAGAAGGUGCAGGCAUCGAUUUCCAAAACCUACUUGCUGGUAACGGUGGGUCCCAGGUGGAUGCCGUCGUAUAUUUGAUUUCAAACGACACUCUACCGACAGACUUGCAGUGCAUUCGAAAGCUCACCGAGUUGAGCAAUGUCAUCCCAGUGAUAUCGAAAGCGGACACCAUGUCUCCCGAGCAAAUUGCCUCGCUCAAGGAACGGUUCCAUGAGCAUGCACGAGAGGCUGGAAUCAAACUCUUCCUAUUUGGUAGUGCGGAUGGUCUAGAAGCACAGCCACCCUUUGCAGUUUCCUCUGAAAAGACAGCCGAUAUGGAAGUCAUGGAUGCCAGCACCCUGAUGAGCCCGGAUUACGUGCAGCCUCUAGUUUGCUCUGAGCUGGAAUUUUUGGUGCAGAAGAUAUUUGACCGAGAUAACCUAGCCUGGAUGCGCCACUCAGCUGCCAAGAAGCUUGCACAGCGACGCGCUAACUUCCCAUCUGUGCCACCAUCGACGGCUCCGCUUCCCAAUGCUCUAUCUGGGCCUAUAAGCGGCGCAUCCCCGUGGCGAGCUACCUCACAAACGUCACUGAACUCACCCCUCUCGGGUGCUGGCGGGUCGCCGCCCAGCUACGCUAUGGCGCGUCUGGCAGACUACACCCGGAACGAAGAGCAACUAGCCCAAGUGCGACUGGCGCAGUGGGCAACUGAUCUUCAGCGCAGCCUCCAAAACGAGCGUGAUCGCUACACAGCGCUAGCCCGCGGCGAGCGUGCGGUCUGGCUAACCGAACGACUAAGCGAGUGCGUCGUCGACGGUUCGCUAGUCCCUCUCACCCAGACCCCAGGCUUCCGCAGCCUGCAUAUAGCGGGCAGUGAGAAAGCUGGUGCGGCGGGCUUGCAUGUCGGACGAUCCCGCUCUCCGGCAGAGUACCGCGUUGCGAAAAUGAGUCCGCAUGACCCACUGGGCAUUGUCGGCUGGAUCGAUGAUAUCGGCCACCGGGGUUGGGUGCUGGUCCAGAUCGUCGGCAGCGUCGGCGUUGUCGGUGGCCUGGCGCUCUGGCUCGCUCGCACUUGGGGCGUUCCGGCCCGCACCCUGGCCGAGUUGAACUUGGACUAUUUUUCCGGCAGUAUGGAACGGUAA